AUGGAGGGUGUGCACUGCGAUAACGGCGACUGCACGCUCAAUAACGUUUGGUGGGAGGACGUGUGCGAGGACGCGCUGAGCAUCAAAGGCGGCUCGAGCAGGAGCGUGACCAAGGUUAUUGGUGGUGGCGCCCGCGGGGCCAACGACAAGAUCAUUCAGCACAAUGGGUUGGAAACCGUCUCCAUCGAGGGUUUCUACGCACAGGACUUUGGUAAGAUCUACCGUUCGUGCGGCACGUGCGCUGGAAUGCAACGGAAGGUGAUCAUCAAGAACGUGCUCGCAGUGAACGGUGGUGUGAGCAUUGCGACGGUGAACAAGAAUUGGGGCGACCAAGCCACGCUUGAGAACAUCAAGAUCAAGGGCAAGAAGUUGGACGUGUGCCAGUGGUCGGAUGGCACGUCGUCCGGCAAUCCGAUGAAUAUUGGCGCUGGUCCAUCAGGAUCGCUCUGCAUGUACUGA
Messenger RNA from Peronospora belbahrii, 459 nucleotides. The record is from the annotation of a GenBank genome assembly. Lineage: Eukaryota; Oomycota; Peronosporomycetes; Peronosporales; Peronosporaceae.